Dermacentor andersoni is the source of this 1844-nucleotide messenger RNA. RefSeq names its product trissin receptor-like. NCBI's taxonomy places the organism in Eukaryota, Metazoa, Arthropoda, Arachnida, Ixodida, Ixodidae. The record is from RefSeq and is a predicted model, not a curated record. Gene Ontology annotation, biological process: G protein-coupled receptor signaling pathway. Gene Ontology annotation, cellular component: plasma membrane. Gene Ontology annotation, molecular function: neuropeptide Y receptor activity.
GUUUAAAUGAUAUCUAGCGAGUGCGAUGUUUAACUGUUGAACCUAAUCUCUUCCUUCUGUGCAGAACCUUCAUCAAUGGACACUUCUUGUCGGGAGCAGCUGGCAGGACUCGAUUCAACGCUGCCUCCAAGCGAGUUGCUUGGAAAUUGCACCGGUUUACCCGGGUUUCUCAACGACAGCUGCUGUCCUUUAGCAGCGGAGGAACCAGGGGAUGGCUGGAUAUUCGAUCGCUUCGAUGUGAAGGUCAUCCUUGUCAUCGCUUACAGUAUGGUCUUCUGUUGCUGCUUCUUCGGGAACCUGCUGGUCAUCGGAGUCGUGAUCACGAACCGGCGUAUGCGGACAACGACCAACUUCUUUCUGACCAAUCUGGCGGUGGCCGACCUUUGCGUGGCCAUGUUCUGCGUGUACCAGAACCUGUUCUUCUACCUGACCCCACAGUGGGUACUUGGAGACUUCCUGUGCCGCAUGUACUUCUUUGUGCAUGGGCUCAGCUACACGGCAUCGAUUCUUAUACUCACCGUAAUCUGCGCGGAGAGAUACCUGGCCAUUGUGCAUCCAAUGUUGAACAAGCAGGUGGUGACGAUGACGCGGCUUCGCGUGACCAUUGUCACGGUCUGGUUCGUCAGUGCUGCUUACUGCAGCCCUCGAAUCGUAAUGUACGGCACCGUGGAAGCAGUGGUGGACGACAAGCGAGAAGCCCUCUGUGUGCUCCAGAGGGCGCUGUACGACUCGAAGACGUACGACCUGGUAAAUUUCGUCGUCUGCUUCCUUGUGCCUUUGAUAAUCAUUACCGUCUUGUACGCCAUCAUUUGCUACCAGCUAUGGCACAGUCAAGCCAUCGUGUCGCAACCACAAAAUCACAUCGCCGCCCAGAUGAACCACCAGCUUGUACUGAACUCCACACUGAGUCAUCAAAAGUCACACCCACACCAACGGAUAGCGGGAACACCGCCAAACCAUCGGCGGUCUGGCUCGGAGGAAGAUUCCGAGUCACCACCUCCGGUUGACUCGAAGCUAGAGUACGCUCAAACUUUUGUAACGGCCUCCAGCAAUACUAAGGAGCCUUGUUCAACGACGACAAUUGCGUUGACCAUGCCCUAUUCAAGUUCCACACAGAGGAUCGCCGGUGGCCAACAGUUGAACAGAGUGACAUCUGGCUGCAGCCGCUGCGGAAGCGUGGAAGCUCCAACGACGCCGAAGGUUCCCGUCAAGACGUUUUAUUACGCCAACAGCGCCGCAGCGUCGGCGCUGAGGCCGCGGCGCAAAGUAAUCCGCCUUCUGGUGGCCGUUGUCUUCAGCUUCGCCCUGUGCAACUUGCCUUUUCACGCACGCAAACUCUGGCAACAUUGGUCCCCUGAAUACAACGGAUCCAGUCCAGGAGCCGCCAUCUUGACCGUGGUGACGAACCUUGUGUUAUAUCUGAACUCGGGACUCAACCCAUUUCUCUACGCUUUGUUUUCUAAGAACUUCCGGCAGUGCAUGGCCGACGUGUUAUUCUGCCGGAACCAAAGGUUCCGGUCGAAGAGCCGAUCCUCAUUCCAAGCCAUGUCCAAGUCUCUCAACUCGAAUGUGAGCCUGGGAACGCCUCAGGCUGCUCGCCUGGCUCGUGCACAUCGCAAAGAAAUGCAGCAGCAACACUUGUGACUGCCGCAACAUCCUCCUCAUGUCAAUGUUCCGAAUGUUAUUUUCUCACUAUGAAUAUUGUUCAAUGCGCUGUAUGAAACCGGCUCAUCGUGCGGCUAUUUAUUUCUUCUUUUGAAAGGUUGCCAAACCGUUUGCACUUUGGCGGCCUUGCAAAGGAAGAAAUAAACCGCCGCACGAUAUAUAUAUAUAUAUAUAUAUAU